Triticum dicoccoides is the source of this 1031-nucleotide messenger RNA. RefSeq names its product succinate dehydrogenase subunit 4, mitochondrial-like. The record is from RefSeq and is a predicted model, not a curated record. The transcript has 3 exons. Lineage: Eukaryota; Viridiplantae; Streptophyta; Magnoliopsida; Poales; Poaceae. Gene Ontology annotation, cellular component: respiratory chain complex II (succinate dehydrogenase); mitochondrial inner membrane. The coding region runs from base 16 to 699 and encodes 227 amino acids. Gene Ontology annotation, biological process: tricarboxylic acid cycle; mitochondrial electron transport, succinate to ubiquinone.
ACAGAGAGAGAAAGAAUGGCGUCGCGAUUGCUGACCAGAUCCAAAGCCCUAGCGCUCGCCGCCGCCCGCGCCGACGCGGCCGCGCCGUCGCCGCUCGCCGCCGCCUGGGGCGCCCGCGCGCUCUCCGCCCUCCCCCGCGAUCCGGCGGCCGCAUCCCCCGCCUCGUCGCCGCGGCAGCCGGCGGUGGUCUCGCCGCUCUGCCUCUCCAAGAUUCUAGGAUAUGAGCAGGCCUCUCGACUCGGUGGCACACACGUAUUGCCUCGCUGGUUUUCUACUGGAGCCUCCAAUGGAUCUUCUGAUCAGCAGACCUCAAAGACAGUUGCUGGGAUGGUACAAUCGGAUGCACUGAAAUCACAGGAGGGAGCCUCAGCGAAGGUCGCAGCAUUCAGCCCCAUUGAAGCAACCAUUAGCAAGCCCAGAAGCAGUCCAUUGACACUCGAAAGCUUGAAAGUGAGGCGGAGCGAGAUGAUGACAAAAGUCACGUUCUACAUGAUCCCGACUCUGCUCCUGGUGUCGAAGAACAGCAUCAGCACUUCUCUCCUGAUCGCGUCAGUGUACCAUCAGGUCUACAUGUUCCACAAGGAGAUCCUCCUGGACUACGUCCACCACGACAUCACCAGGAAGUGGGCCUUGAUAUACUUCAAGCUGCUCUUGCUAGUCAUGGCCAAGGACACGAUGGUUUACUUUGAUCUGUUCUAAGUGCCUCCAUGGUAGUAGUUUCUCGAGAGAUGCCACCAGGAACCCGCCCAUCUGUACACUGGAAUAAUCGUCAAGGUGGACAAAAUGCCCGACCGCUGGUUCUUCUUCUGUCUCGCAUAUCAAGUUGCUGCGUUUUUCUUUUUCCUCUUAUUAUUUCUGUGAUUGAUUAAUGGACAAGUAAUGUUCAGUUGUCACAGAGUACUAGCUUAUAUGGGAGCAACGUUUGCCCUAGUUUUGUAAUAAUGGUAUAUAUCAACCCUUGACGUUCUGUCGUUUAUUGCUCUUGUUCUGCAAAAAAUUAGUAAAUGCCAUGUUUACCUGUUGCACUGCAA